GGCGGGAGAGGCAGCGGCGCCGCUCCCGCUCCGCGCCGCAACUUUCGGGCCGACGCCACCCCCUCGCCCUCGACCCUCGCGGGGCACAGAGGAAAACGGUAGCACACGAUGCUGAGAUCGGUGGUGUGGUGGCUGAGGCAGGUACCCGAGGAGCAGCAGGCACUGGAGCAGCUUCGGUGAUAGCGGGAGGUUCCCGUGCCUUUGCAAGGAAGGUCACUUUUGACACCCCCUACCCCCCCUUCCCACCCCCCAUUUUUUUGCGAAGCCGUGCAUCAGCAGCGUGGAUUCCAAGAAGCAGUAGGUGUUUCUUGGCAUUUUCACUGGGAUUUUGGAAAGGGAAGCCGGGUAGUUAAUGGGAAAAGAUUGCGACGGAGCACGGGGAUGCGGAGGCUGCAUACAGCCCUGGGUUUGCAGACGUGGGGAAGUUGUCGAGAUGGGGAAAGGGUCGGAAGCGGCGCAUGGAAAAUGGUGACUAUGCCUUCGGUGACGAACGAAUGGAAAGGAAAAGUGGGCCACCAAGAAUUUUCCCUGUUUUGCAGUUUGCUGUCAGCAGAAGGUAAAGCACGUCCUUGCCAGUAUAGAAUUUUACAUAAACAGCUGAUGUUUACAUAAGCCUCCAUAAGUUUGUGAGAAACACAGGGAGCAGAAGACGUGGUGUUGGCUGAGCCCGGCCGUCCUGCUGCUCCGACCUGUGAUAAUUUUUUCUUUUUGCAUUGUUGCAGAGUGAGACCAAAGUGAGCAGCUGCACCUUCCCCCAAGCAACCACCUGCGUUACGCAUCUCCUCUGGAAUGGACAAUGGAACGGUCUCUGGCUUUAUCAUGAUCAAAAACUUCUUCCUCUUCUGCGUCUCCAUGAGUUUAGCCGGCCGCUUCGGCUUAUCUCAAACACCGACAGCACCAGGAAAAGAGGACACCAAUGAUAACAUUACCAUCUUCACCAGGAUCUUGGAUGGCCUGCUGGAUGGCUAUGACAACCGGCUGCGCCCAGGACUAGGAGAGAGAAUAACUCAGGUGAAAACAGACAUCUAUGUUACCAGUUUUGGCCCUGUGUCAGACACAGAGAUGGAAUACACCAUAGAUGUAUUUUUCCGACAAAGCUGGAAGGACGAAAGGCUUCGAUUCAAAGGACCUAUGCAGCGUCUCCCUCUCAACAACCUGCUCGCCAGCAAAAUCUGGACACCAGACACUUUUUUCCACAAUGGCAAGAAGUCUAUUGCUCACAACAUGACGACACCAAACAAACUUCUGCGCCUUGAGGAUGACGGCACUCUGCUGUACACAAUGAGACUGACCAUCUCUGCUGAGUGUCCCAUGCAGCUUGAAGAUUUCCCCAUGGACGCACAUGCCUGCCCAUUAAAAUUUGGAAGCUACGCUUACCCCAAUUCUGAAGUGAUCUAUGUGUGGACCAACAGCACCACAACCUCUGUGGUUGUGGCUGAAGACGGUUCCCGACUUAACCAGUACCACCUGAUGGGACAAACUGUGGGAACUGAAAACAUCAGCACCAGUACAGGCGAAUACACCAUAAUGACAGCACAUUUUCAUCUGAAAAGAAAAAUUGGUUAUUUUGUCAUCCAGACAUACCUUCCCUGCAUUAUGACUGUGAUCUUAUCACAAGUGUCGUUUUGGCUAAACAGAGAAUCUGUCCCUGCUCGGACUGUCUUUGGGGUGACAACAGUCCUCACCAUGACCACCUUAAGUAUCAGUGCCCGCAACUCUUUGCCAAAAGUGGCCUAUGCUACUGCCAUGGACUGGUUUAUAGCUGUCUGCUAUGCCUUCGUAUUUUCUGCAUUGAUUGAGUUUGCAACGGUCAACUAUUUCACCAAGAGAAGUUGGGCAUGGGAUGGCAAAAAGGCCCUGGAAGCUGCUAAAAUCAAGAAGAAAAAAGAGCGCCAGUUGCUGGGAAAUAAAUCAACAAAUACGUACAGCACUGGGAAGAUGACCCCUGCUCCAAACAUGCCAAAGGACUCGGCCCCCUCCGUCAUCUCAAACGCUGCUCCUGCUCCAGUGAAGUCUGUGGAAGAAAAGCCUGCCGAAAGCAAAAAGACUUACAACAGCAUCAGUAAGAUUGACAAAAUGUCCCGGAUAAUUUUUCCAGUGCUGUUUGGAACUUUUAACUUAGUCUACUGGGCCACAUAUUUGAAUAGGGAGCCUGUUAUUAAAGGUGCCAACUCUCCAAAAUAAACUGAAGGACUCUAAAGCCACACGUGAGCCAUACUUCAAAGCAGAUGCUACCAAGGAAAAUUUGAGAUCCAGACCACUUUCUACAUUUGGGCAAUAUUCUUCAGGAAGUUUUUUGCAUGUUUAAUAAUAUGUACAAAUAAUAUUGCCUUGAUUGUUUCUACAUGUAACCUCAGAUGUUUUGGAGACGAUUAUAUUACUUACAGCAACAGAUCUUUAUAAAAGAUCAGAAGACAUUGAACAUGGCUUCUUUGCUGCUAAGUAUCUUGCAUUGAUAGUUUACAAAUAAAAUAAGUUAUAUUUUUUAACUGUUCAAGUGUACUACAUAUCGUGGUUUUUAUACUUCAGAUGUACAGUCAUACAAUUGUAGGCUUAACCUCUAUUUUACAGAAGAGCUCCACUGUUGUCAUCUGAUAGGUUACUAUGAAUAAUGCCAGUUGUAAAUGUGCCAAAUUAUUAAAUGUAGGGCUAUGUUUGAGCACCUUUACUGGUGAUAGGUAGUGCAUUACCACAGGAAAAAAAAAAGAAAAAAACCCGCUCAGCCCUGUUUUCAUUAAUAGAAAUUGAUAUGAUGCAUUAAAUCCUAAUGGGGCUAUGCUGAUUUUCACUGCUUUUGAGCCUCUAGCUUGCAGUGAGGGAGCAAGAUGCUACUCUUGUAAAUAAAGAUGGUGGAAUCUUGCCCUUAAAAUAAAAUAAUGUUUGGUUUUUGCAUUCCAAGGGAAUCUUCUCAAAUGGUUUUCAGUAUUUAUUCCAAAAAAUAGAGAUAUAUUGCAUGAAAUUAACAUAGAUUAGGAACAUAUUUGUGCAAAUAAAACUUUUGACAAUGGCAGUAGACGGUUUUAUUAAGGUAAAGUAACUCAUGUUUGGAGGUUUUCCCAAGAAGAUUGUGUUAUAUUGGCAGAGACAAACAGUAAAGAAUUACAGUAAUUCUGAAAUAAUUAAUUGGUUCCCACAGUGAAAACCAAUCAGACGAUACUAAGGAGUGUGAUCAGGGAAAAAAAAAGAAAAAAAAAUGAAAGAAAGGAUGUUGUUUCACGACAGCAAGGUAUUUCAGUGGCAAUUCUGACAGGAAGGUGUUUGUACUGUCCAUCUGAAAAUUUUCUAUAAAAUGCCUUGCUGCUGCCAAUGUGUUUUGCUUUCACAAUGAAUGAGAAAAUGCAACUUGAAUUUUCAGCUCUUUCCUCCUUGGCAUAUUUCUUUGUUCCAAAAGCUUUUGUAAUUUAAUCUUAAUGUUUAAAUAAAAAAGGCGUUCAACACUUGAUUGCAAAGUGUCAUUCUUUUACCGAUUAUCAUUUUAGAGACCAAAAGAAUCACCACUGAAGCUGAAGAGGAAGCUAGAAGAAGGAAAGCACAUAUAUGUGUAGUGAAGCAAUGUGUGUGUACAGUACAUCCUCACUGUUACUUGGAAAGGUACGUGCUGAGUGAGGACAGUGAACCAGGAUGUUUCAGAACUAGGUGCUGUUUUGCUAUGGAGCAUC
Molecule: messenger RNA, 3659 nt
Organism: Phasianus colchicus (ring-necked pheasant)
Lineage: Eukaryota; Metazoa; Chordata; Aves; Galliformes; Phasianidae
Source: RefSeq, a predicted model, not a curated record